Schistosoma curassoni is the source of this 729-nucleotide messenger RNA. Lineage: Eukaryota; Metazoa; Platyhelminthes; Trematoda; Strigeidida; Schistosomatidae. The record is from the annotation of a GenBank genome assembly.
AUGGAUUCAUUUCUUAUCAGCCAAGAGUCUGGACAUCCCAUUGAAAAAGAUUUCGCCUUCAAUAACAAUGUCGCUAAUGCGCAUGUAACAGUUCGACUAAGAUUUUUACGAAAAGUCUACGGUAUUCUAUUCACACAACUUUUACUCACUUCAUUAUGUGCUGGAACAAUGAUGAUUUUAAAACCUGUUCUAUUGGAUAACCUUCGACAGAAUACAUGGUUACCAAUUAUACUUAUUAUAAGUACAAUCGGAAUUCUAUUGGGAUUAAUGUGGAAAAGACAGGAAACACCAACUAAUUUUAUAUUAUUAUACUUAUUUACUAUAUGUGAAUCUAUACUCGUCGGAUAUGCAGUGAUUACAUAUUCUGCAACUGUUGUACUUCAAGCAUUUAUAUUAACCACCUUAGUUGUUAUGUCUUUGAUGUUGUACACACUGAAUUCCAAGAAAGAUUUCAGUAAAUGGGGUGUAGGAUUAUCAGUUGCUUUUCUCAUUUUACUAUUAGUUGGACCCAUUAACUUAUUUCUAGGUUCAUCAUUAUUGGAGUUAUGUAUGGCAGCCGGUGGUGCUUGCCUAUUCAGUUUAUUCAUAGUUUAUGAUACUUGGCGAAUAAUGCAUCAUUGUUCACCGGAAGAAUACAUUAUGGCAUGCGUUGAUUUAUACUUGGAUAUAUUAAAUCUGUUUAUGUAUAUUUUAAGAUUUCUAAAAGAACUACAACAUAAUCAAGGCUAA